AUGGGCGUCUGCCUCUCCUGUCUCGGUCUGCGCCGCAAUGACGAAGAUGAAAGUCAGGAUCGCUCUCGUCUUCUCUACGAUGAACUCGGCGCGAAUCACGGCUACGGCACCUGGGGUGCGUCAAACGUGCCAGCGCAAAAUGUCAUGAACCCCGAGGAAGCACGGCGGGAGCAAGAAGCCCUGGACAACAUCACGAGAUGGGCGAGCGACCAAAUUGUCGAGAUCUUCCCACACCAACACAAAAGCCUCAUGACCAUGUCCACGUCUCAGAUCAACGGACACUCCGAGACGGGUGGCCCGUCGUCCUCGUCCCACCACGAUAUCCUCCUCUCCUUGAUCCCUGGAGACAAGUCGAAACGGUCUAUACGGAUCUAUCCCGCGUCGCGCCCGACGUCCAAGGAUGCGCAGUCGCUGCGCAGUAAGAACUCGUUUGGAGGGUUGAAUGGAGCCUCUGUCAAGAGCAAGGACUCCUCGGUACUCGUCACGCUCGAUGUCGAUUUGCCGUAG
Messenger RNA from Exophiala spinifera, 507 nucleotides. RefSeq lists its product as uncharacterized. Gene Ontology annotation, biological process: regulation of receptor recycling; endosomal transport; cholesterol homeostasis. Lineage: Eukaryota; Fungi; Ascomycota; Eurotiomycetes; Chaetothyriales; Herpotrichiellaceae. The transcript has 3 exons. Bases 1 to 507 code for a protein of 168 amino acids. The record is from RefSeq and is a predicted model, not a curated record. Gene Ontology annotation, cellular component: membrane raft; Ragulator complex; late endosome membrane.